AUGCCAGUACUGCACCAUAGCACUGUGGACAAUAUCUUGCAAACUGGCAUCCAUUAUUGUCUAGUUUCUAAUUCGUUCAUCUGCAAUUCCCACUUCAGUAGCAACAGCAUCCUUUGCGUCAUUGCCGCAGCAUGCCUUUCAGGAAGGAAGAUAGGCUGCCACCUGCAAGACAGCAAGUGGUCUGACAUCAGUCUCAAGUUAAAGCAACUAUUCUUCGCCAUCGUGCAUACCGACCUUCCAAUACAUCAAUGGGGUGCAACAACGACCUGUAUGCCUGGUGCUCACAUUUGUUGUUCUCGCGGCAGUCAGUUUGGCUUCACCUUCUCCCAACCCUUCUUCAUCGGGACCUUCUUAGACUAUCUUACGCCUGCACUCGACCCUAAUGCUGGAUAUGGCCUGAUUGGUGCGAGCUUCUUGAUUUACUCGAGUAUCGCCACCUCAAUAGCCCUUACUUGCAACUAUAAUAACCGCCUGCGCCUCACGGUACGGUCGAUACUGGUCCCUUGGGUCCCCAUCAGGACCGAUAUGGCAUGUAUCGAAGCGGCGGAUAACAAUGCUGAGCUGACGCUGAUGAGCACCGACCUGGAAUGCAUCCGUACGGGCUUCAGGACUCUAUAUGAGCUGUGGGCCUCUCUGAUUCAGGUCGCACUGGCUACCUGA
This is a messenger RNA of Cucurbitaria berberidis CBS 394.84, 660 nucleotides long. RefSeq lists its product as uncharacterized. Lineage: Eukaryota; Fungi; Ascomycota; Dothideomycetes; Pleosporales; Cucurbitariaceae. The record is from RefSeq and is a predicted model, not a curated record. The coding region runs from base 1 to 660 and encodes 219 amino acids. The transcript is spliced from 2 exons.